This is a messenger RNA of Phasianus colchicus (ring-necked pheasant), 716 nucleotides long. Lineage: Eukaryota; Metazoa; Chordata; Aves; Galliformes; Phasianidae. The record is from RefSeq and is a predicted model, not a curated record.
UUGGGGGCACGAGGGGGGCAAUGGGGUUAUUGGGGGCAAUGGGGGAUGGGGGGGUAACGGGGGCAUUGGGAGAACAGGGGAAUGUUGCUGUGUGACGCGGUGCCGUGGUGCCGUGGUGCUGUGUGGGUGCUGGGGGCUGUGGUGGCGCGGUAAUGUGGUGCCAUGGUGACACGGGGAUGUGGUGCCUUGGUGCCACGGUGACUGAAAUGGUGUCACACUGUCAUGGUGCCGUGGUGAUGUGGUGCUAUGAUGCCAUGAUGCCAUGGUGCUGUUAUGGCGCCAUGGUGCCACGCUGUUAUGGUGCCAUGCUGUUGUGGCACCAUGGUGCCAUGCUGUUGUGGUGCCAUGCUGUUGUGGUGCCAUGCUGUUGUGGUGCCAUGCUGUUGUGGUGCCGCGGUGCCAUGCUGUUGUGGUGCCACGCUGUUGUGGUGCCGCGGUGCCACGCAGGCUGCUGCCCAGGAACGCGUGCUCGUGUGAGGCAGAGCCGGGGCUGCCGCUGCCGCUGUUCGGGCAGAGCCACAGCGUGGAUUUCGGCAGCGCCUUCAGCCCCGAGGAGCUGCCCCAGCUGCAGCGGCUGCGCGAGAGAGAAUACCGGCGGCACCGGCUGCGGGUGCAAUCCCCCGCUGACCGCCUGCUGGUGGUGCGAGCCAACUCCCCCCUGGAAUACCCGGCACAGGGGGUGGAGGUGCGGCCGCUGCAGACCGUGCUGGUGCCUG